AUGUUCAAUGUUGCUGCGUUGAAGGUGAUGGGGAGGAUACCUAACGUAAGAAAUGUAUGUACUGGGAAAAAGGGGUUGAGUAUAGCAUAUUUUGGUAGCGAUAAAUUCAGUGUUCAGUCUUUAAAAAAAUUAGUAGAAUAUCACAGGAAGAACCCAGGAAAGGUGUCAUCUAUAGAUGUCAUUACAAGAAGUAUCAAACCUACUGGUCGAAAUUUAAAAACCUUUGUUGAUGUACCUAUUGGUGUAUAUUGUGAAGGGGAAAAGCUAAGUAUUCAUAGGGCAGAUUCAUCUCAUGAUAUCAUGAACAUUUUGUCCAAACGUCAAUUUAAUCUAGCUAUAGCCGUGUCAUAUGGUAAAUUAAUUCCAGAAGGGUUUUUGAAUAGUAUGGAUUAUGGUGGGUUGAACGUGCAUCCGUCGCUAUUACCUAAAUAUUCGGGGUCGUCGCCAUUGCAGUAUGCAUUGAUGAAUGAUGAUAGCUUUACGGGGGUGACGAUACAAACAUUACAUCCAAGUAAGUUUGAUAAAGGCGACAUUAUACUCCAGUCUGAUCCUAUACCAAUUGCAGAAACAGAUAAUUAUGACAGCUUAAAAAAGAAAUUAGGAGAAUAUGGAAGUAAUCUACUAAUAAAUGUGGUUGAUAAUCGACUUUUUGAACAACCGAGAAAGACGAAGAAUAACCGUUAUACGUUUUCCCUUGCAUCAAAAAUAAAGCCUGUCCAAAGUGAAAUACGAUGGGAUUUAUUAACCUCAAGAAAAAUUAAACGAUUGAAUGACGCAUUGGGACAAUUACACUCAUACAAAUAUUGUGAUAUCCGUAAGAAGAAGAAAGAAAUUAAAGAAACUCAAAAAGUUAUAUUCAAUGAUAUUGAAUUGACCAACCAUUAUCCUGAAGAUUUAUUGCAGCCAGGGGAAUUUGUGCUAAAUGAAAAUAAGAAUGAAUUGAUUGUUAAAACUAUAGAUGGUGCUAUAUCUGUCGGGAAAUUAAAAUUUCAAUACUGUGCUGAAGAGGACCCGAAAACUUUUAUGAAUUAUUUAACGAAAAGAUCGGGGAAUACUAGUCGUAAGUUUGUAUCUCAAUCGCAAACGCAAAUGUAA
This is a messenger RNA of Debaryomyces tyrocola, 1095 nucleotides long. Lineage: Eukaryota; Fungi; Ascomycota; Pichiomycetes; Serinales; Debaryomycetaceae. The record is from the annotation of a GenBank genome assembly.